CUGCAAUUUAUUUUCAAUAUAGUAAACGCGUUCGAAAAUUAAAUUUAUUUCUUAACAACAAUAUUUUAAAUAUCACUUUAAAUAAUAAAAAAAGAGAAAAUGGUAUCUAAAUGUUAAUGAAAAUUAGGAAUUUUGAUUUGAAUUUUUCUUGCAGCAAUCGGUAUAUAUUUAAAACCUACUUCCGGCGAUUGAUGUAUCCAUAGUUACAUUAAACCGAAAAUGGCGGAUCUACAUUUGGUUCAAUAAGAAAUGGCUUCUAGUGUCGUCUUGGCUGAAGAUGGCAAGCUUUUUUAUCACUAGGAGUGUUUUUUUCUGCUGCAUUAUUGCUUUUUGUUCAGGCUGUACGUUUCCUACAUACUUGCGUGGGUCGUGGCUUAGCAGUGAAAAAGAUGCCCUCGUGUUUGCUGAUUCAUCCCUAUCGGGUUUCAAGGUGGCAACAUUUUCCACUGACAGUUUUACGUGCAUUGAGGAAUACUCUGGCAAAUAUGUAUUGAAAUCUGAAUCAUUUAAGCGUUUUGGUUUAUCAUUCUAUGCCUACCUUUGCAUUGACCUUCAGCAAGUUACUGACAUCACCACAGGCGAUCUGUAUAAAUAUUAUAGAGCUACACCUCAACAGUCAGAUGCAAAUAAUGAGCGGGUUUUGUUUAAAUUGGCUUCCUUCCCUCAAGCUACUGGCUCUGAAGUGUGUACAGUCACAGACUACACCGACGUACCAUACAGUGUCUUGAUGAAAAAUGGUACGAUAGAAAAUGUGAAGAGUAAUUGCGGAAUCCCAUUUCUGGGAAACUUUGCGUACACUUACGAUACCGGCUCCGGUAACUUGUGCAAUAACUCCGCAGUGACAGUUUGCACGGAUAAAACCACGAUGACCUGGGACUACACACAAUGUUCACAAAUUCAAGCUUACUCAGCUGGUGGCGUAACAAACUGCAUAUACUCAACGGAGGUUAACAGUGUUUAUACUAUACAUGUAUAUAACCAAGAUACGACAACUGAUCAAAGUACUACGUACAGAUUUACAUGCUAUAGGGCAAGGGGUUAUGGUACAGUUUAUGCUACCCAGUAUCCAGGUGACUGUCCAUCCACUAUGAAUGAAACUAAUGUCGCAUCUCCUGGGGCUACCCUGGUUAUGACCUCUAGUCUUCUUUGCGCUUAUGAUGAAUCAAGUUCUUCGGCGUUGUCAGCUGGUGUAAUAGCAGCUAUUGUUAUUAUUGUUGUGCUAAUAUUGGCGCUGAUAGCUGCCGGAAUCAUCUACUAUCUGUAUCAGAAGAGGAAGAAGAAAAAACAAGCUGAAUGGGAAGCUGCAAAUAGAAAGGUUGAUCCAGAUGAAUUGUCGCCGAAUAUGCGGCUUGGUUUACCUGACGAGACAAGAUAUGACCUUGACCGCUUGAUGUACUCUCCCGACAACAUGAAAAAUGGUCUCAUCAAGAGGUCACAAAGAAAAGAUAUGAUGGGUUUGGAGGGUCUCGAAGGUUACAAUGAAGGUCAGCUGUACAUGGAUGAGGAUCAAAGGCAGACUGCACUUGAAGCUCAUAUGUAUGCGGAGAAAAGGAAAAGAAAAGAUAAUAAAGACGAGUUCAAGGCAGCAGAGAAAACAAACAAAGUCUUCUCUGACAGAAUCAAAGAUCUUGCUAAAGGACGAAAGAGGCCGUUAAAAGCACUUGCAUUAGCCAAGCUCAAAUUUCGACCAAAGGCAAAACCAAAGGCAGACACUGGUUCCGAAGAUGGCAGAGGAACAACUGCAAAGGAUAUAGUAAUACAAGUUGAAGAAGCUGAUAAACUAGGGCCAGCAGAAAGUAAAAGAAAGACAAGGUUUGCAGACGAAGACCAGGAUAAGAAACUUGGUGAAGAUAAAACAGAUUCAAAGAAGGCAAAGAAAUUGGAAGAUGUAGAAACUCUAAGUGAUAUUGCUGACAAUGAAAAUGCAGUUGAUGAUUUGUCAGAUGACGAAACCAAAGAGCCACGACUCAUUUUGCCUAACCUAAAUCCUAAAAAGGAUAAACGCAAACGUCCGAAAGAUCGGUUCUCACUUGGGCCGAACCCGCAAACACCCGGUAUGCCUCACAACACGAGGUACAUGCCACCUAAAUCAAGACAAAAAUCACCGCAAGAAUUCACCGAACCACUAGUUAUAUCAAGAAAUGCUAACCAUGCUUCGCUACCCCCUCUUGCACGUAUUCAUAGGAAAGAUAACCCACGUGCUUGGAAGGAAGCGUUCGGGGAUAAAACUAAUGGGAUGGAGAGUAUUGAUAUUGAAUCACUGAAGAAACGACUUCCAGAGAACAGAUGGAAAAAGUUGCUCGAAGAACUGUACAGAGACAAGAAAUACUUCGACUACGUAAAAAAAUCAACAACAACGUCUGAGAAAGACUUGAUGAGUUCUGCUGAUGAGAGUCUUCAGUAUUUAUAUGGAAGGGCUUUAUUUUGGGAAUUACAAGAACCUAUUCCGGCACGACCUCCAUCUCAUGUAAAAAGAAUGUAUUCAAGAUACGAAUCUCCUAAAACUAGCGGAUUACAGCGCAGUUCUACAACACUUUCAAGAAGUGGGCAUAAACGUGUACCCCGAACACCUUCAACCCAAGUAAGCAGAUUAAAGAAACGGGACAAUUUGAACAAAAAGAAGAAAGACAAUUUGAACAAAUUAGAAUCCCAGAAAUCGCCAUUACCCGAAUUUUUUGAGGACGGCACGCAGACUGAUUUCUCUCCAAUUCCAAUGACACCAGUUAUGAUAUCAGAUAUAAACAACAUCGACAAUGAUGAUAGUAGACUAUCCUUACAAGGUUCCGUAGCUCUAGAACGUUUUGAAACACCUGUUAUACCGUUUACAAAAGAAGUUACAAAGAGUGAUAUAAAAUUAGAAGAGUUUGAUACAAAUAUGUUUGACGAAGAGGAUCCAAACUAUAUGUAUCAACCGUACCAAGAAGAAGAGGUGAAAGUUGCUGUAUAACAAUUAAUUUACAUACAAAUUUUGAAACAUCAGAAACGUUGCAUUAUAUCUAUGUUUCCUGGUUUUCAGAACUACAAGUGUGUCUUUUCGGUUCACUCAUCACUUUUGAUGUCAUGUGCAACAUCAGUUAUAUGUAUAAUUGAUUUAUGUUUUGUUUUUCGGUAUAAACAAUCUUUAAAAUAUAUGGAAGAUAGGGUGACAAUUUAGACAAUCGCUGCGAUGAUAGUUUCAUGAUAUAAUUAUUGGUUUGGCAAAUAUCAUUUCAUUACUCAAAAUCGCUAAUAAUAUAUAUAUAUGUAUAAUGUCUUAACGAAAGCUGAUAAGUCUUAUUUACCAGUUGUAUAUAAUGUAUACAUAGAUACAUUUAUUAAACUUAGCGUGAAAGAAUAGUUAUAUACAUGUAUGUUUGCUUGAUAGAAUGCAUAAAUGAAUAUAUAUGAAUGAUUAAAGUUAGGGAUUGACUCCCUUUCAACUCAAUUUCUUCCAGAUUUUAUUGUUCAUUUGUUUAUAAUAUGUUAUAGCUCACAUGCUAUGAUAACUUACUCACACUCACUCAGGC
Messenger RNA from Ruditapes philippinarum (Manila clam), 3506 nucleotides. RefSeq lists its product as uncharacterized. Lineage: Eukaryota; Metazoa; Mollusca; Bivalvia; Venerida; Veneridae. The transcript is spliced from 16 exons. The record is from RefSeq and is a predicted model, not a curated record. The coding region runs from base 278 to 2947 and encodes 889 amino acids.